CUCUCACAGCUUCAUGUUCUGGAUGGUCCAGAGAGAGACUACUCUGCAGGUUCUACAAAAGGUUUAUUCUUGUAUCUUAAUACAUCAGAAAAUAUGAACUUCCUCCUUUUGAGCCCAUGGCUGAGGAGCAGCAGUGAAAACUGCAUGGUGCAUGUGGCUGUCUACAAAUACUUCCAACCAAACGGGAAGUAUGUUGCUCAGGUCCUCCAUGCUAAUGAAAGCCACAUCAAAACCCCAUUGAUUCCUGGCAAAGAAAAAAAUGGAUGGGUGCUUCUUCAACAAAGGGUUGGAUAUCUAGAAAAACCUUUUCGGAUCUCCUUGGAGUAUACUGCUAAUGGAAACAGGAGUGUAGCUGCUGUUGAUUCAUUUGCAAUGAAGAAUUGCAGCAAAGGACCUCCAUCUGUCUCUAAAAUGGCUCUUCAGAGUUAUUUCAGUUGCUGGAAUGGAACAGUGAUCAAGUUGAGACGGGUGUGCGAUUUCAUCAAAGAUUGUGCAGAUGGAGAAGAUGAAGGACAGAUAUGCAAAAACCUUCCUACUGGUUUCUAUUGCUCCUUUGAAGAUGGAGAGUGUGGCUGGGCUCAAAGCUCAUCAACUUCACCAAAGGCUCAACUGUGGCAUAUUGGGAAUCCAGAAUAUCACCACUUUUGUUCACUGAAAGAAUGUGCCCUUUUGCUUAACACCAGUGAGAGUCCCUUUGCAGAGACAGUUAUGGUGACUAGUGCUGUAUUUCCAGCUCCAAUGAAGAAUUCUCCCUGUGAGCUUCAGAUAUCAUGGCUCCUCCAAGGUACGUUGCUUGGAGAUGUCUCCCUCAUUCUUGUUGAGAACAAGACUGGAAAAGAGCAGAGCAGAAAGCUCUGGCACUUGAAUGACCAGAAAGGAUUGGGAGUAUGGCAAAAGAUGAUCAGACCUCUCCCUGACAUUUUUGACAGAUUUUGGCUUCAGAUUAUUGCAUCCUGGAAAGCUGGAUCAGAAACCAUCAUUGCCUUUGAUAAUGUGUCCCUCAGCCUGGACUGUUAUCUGACAAUCAAUGAAGAGAAGACAUAUCGACAUAGCAGACCAGAUGCAGGCAAUCUGCUCUAUGAAAGAGGUAGGGGAGAAGGACAUUUUGAAGAAAAACCAACACAGUUUACUGUUCCAGUUGGCUUUCGAGAUAAUUGGUUCUUUGAGACCUGUGGUGCCACUGGAUCACAAGGGCCUACUCAGACCCAGUGCAAUCAUGCCUAUAAUUUCAGUGUAUUGGUAGGAACAGAGGAACAUUUUCCUGGUGUACAAAUAUGGAGAGUUCCUGCAGCCAAUAUAUACAGUAUCUCAGUCUAUGGAGCAGCUGGUGGCAAAGGGAAAAACAGUAUGAUGAGAUCACAUGGUGUGAAUGUUGUGGGAAUAUUUCCACUCGAGAAGAAUGAUACCUUGUAUAUCUUGGUGGGACAACAAGGAGAAGAUGCUUGUCCCAGUAUCCAUCAUGCCAUACAGAAAGUCUGCCGUGGAGAGAAUAAUGUGGUUGAAGAUGAAAUUAAAGCAAAUGGAAGCAUCCAAGAAUGGGCAGGAGGAGGAGGUGGAGGAGGAGGUGCAACUUACAUAUUUAAGAUCGAGAACGGAAAGCCAGUGCCCUUGAUCAUUGCAGCAGGAGGAGGUGGCAGGGCCUACAGGGCCAAAGCCUAUGUAUUAAAUCAUGAAAGGCUGGAGAAUGAUAUAUCUAUUCCGGGGUUCAAUGGGAAAUCUGGAGCCGCAGGUGGUGGAGGCGGCUGGAAUGAUAACACUUCCUUCCUCUGGUCAGGAAAAUCCUUGCUGGAAGGCGCUACCGGAGGAAAAUCCUGCCCCCAGGCCAUGAAGAAGUGGGGGUGGGAGACAAGAGGGGGUUUCGGAGGGGGUGGAGGGGGGUGCUCCUCAGGUGGAGGAGGCGGAGGAUAUAUAGGUGGCAAUGCAGCAGAACAAAAUGACCCAGAAAUGGAUGGAGAGGAUGGUGUAUCCUUUAUUAAUACCCAGUAUGGUUCACUCUUUACUCCUGCAUUAAAAGUGUCAGAGGGGCAUGGUGAAGUCAACAUUAAGCUAUAUUUGAACUGCAGUCAUUGUGAUCAUGAUAUGUGCCACGAAGAUUUGAAGACUCAGGAAAUUGUUUGCAUUUGUGGCUAUGGAUAUGUGUUGGCUAAUGAUGGUGUCUCUUGCAUAGAUGAAUUGAUCCUGCCCACCAAGAAUCCCCCUCUUUCUUUGGUCUUGUCAGUAGUGACUUCAGCUUUGGUUGCUGGUCUUAUUCUAGCCUUCUCAGGGAUUAUGAUAGGGGUCUAGGCCAUGGAGCUUUUGGGGAAGUGUAUGAAGGCCAGGUGAUUGGGAUCCCCACUGACCCCACUCCUCUUCAAGUGGCUGUAAAAACAUUGCCAGAGGUUUGCUCAGAGCAAGAUGAGUUGGAUUUCCUGAUGGAAGCUCUUAUAAUAAGCAAAUUCAAUCACCAGAAUAUUGUACGCUGCAUUGGAGUAAGCUUACAGGCUCUGCCUCGCUUUAUUUUACUGGAGCUUAUGGCUGGAGGAGACUUGAAAUCUUUCCUGAGGGAGACACGACCAAAGCCGACCCAUCCCUCCUCACUAACCAUGCUGGAUUUGCUCCACGUAGCUCGUGAUAUUGCUUGUGGUUGUCAGUAUUUGGAAGAAAAUCACUUCAUUCACAGAGACAUUGCUGCUCGAAAUUGCCUCCUUACUUGUAAAGGUCCUGGAAGAAUAGCUAAAAUUGGAGAUUUUGGAAUGGCCAGGGACAUAUAUAGAGCCAGCUACUACAGAAAAGGAGGGUGUGCAAUGCUGCCUGUCAAAUGGAUGCCACCUGAAGCCUUCAUGGAAGGGAUAUUUACAUCCAAAACAGAUACCUGAUAUCGAAUAAUGACCCAAUGCUGGCAACACCAGCCAGAAGACAGGCCAGACUUUGCCAUUGUUCUGGAGAGAAUUGAAUACUGCACCCAGGAUCCUGAUGUCAUCAAUACGGUUCUGCCUGUGGAGUAUGGUCCAUGCAUUGAAGAAGAAGAAAAGGUUCCUGUGCGUCCUGAAGAUCCUGAAGCAAUUCCUCCUCUGUUAGUGUUGCCGCAGCGGGAGAAAAAGGGUGCUGAGCAGCUCCUGCCUUCCCCGUCCUCUCUCCCUUUUGUCAUUCCAGCAGGAAAAGCUCUCAUGAAAGCAGCUGCUGUUGAGCCAAUUACCCAGGCUAACAUCCAGACUUCUCUAGAAGGGGGCCACAUCAACAUGGCGUACACUCAAUCAAUUCCUGCAACAGAGCUCCACAAAACCCGGGGAUCCAGAAAUAAGCCUACCAACCUCUGGAACCCAACAUAUGGCUCUUGGUUUUCAGAGAAGCCAGUUGUCAAAAAGACUACUCAGCUGGAAAAAGAGGCAACAGAGCAGGAAGAUUCAAGGCAUGAAGGCAGCUGUACUUUGGGGCCCAGCAUAAUGGCUGGAAGGCUGCCAAGCUCUUCCCUUCUUCUAGAACCAUCUUCACUUACAGCCAGUGUUAAGGAAGUGCCUCUCUUCAGGCUUCGCCAUUUUCCUUGUGGCAAUGUUAACUAUGGCUACCAACAGCAAGGCCUUCCCUUGGAAACCUCAGCCCCACCUCUGUGCCAGCAGUUACGAGGACCUUCACCUUAGGAACGAGCUCAAUCAACCUCUAAUCUUCUUGACUUUCUUCCCAUGUGACUCGUGAGCCUUGGCACAAACUUCGGUGUCAACCAUAGAGCAACCACGAGAACAGAACAAAUUCCCUUCUGUUAUGUGCCAAUCUGCUCUGAAGUGCCAUCACCCCGGAAGCUUUUUUUAAAAAAAUCUCUUAAUAAGUUUCAAUUUAUCAGUGCUCCUUUAUAUACACACCUACACAAUCACACCUUUAAACCCACAUAACUCUCUGAGAUAAUAGUCACUAUUACAAGCAAGGCCCUGUCCUCAACUGCAUAAUAUCACUUGCAUGGUUGUUUGCUAUGGCCUUUCCUGUGCGCUGCUUCCUCUUAGUUGUUUAUAUGCCAUUUCAAAACUCACUGGCCAAGUGUUUAAUGUUUAGGGAUUUUCUAUACUGCCAAACAAUAUUUUGGAUGUCCUCAUGAUUUCAGAGAAAGUAUGGAAAUGUUGUCCUGUCAAAGGCAAAGUCACAUAACAUGGACUCUGAAAGAGCUCAUAUUCAAAUAGCAUCAUAACUACCACAUGCAUGCAAAACUAUGGAGAUCUAGCAUCAGAAUAGCUAAAUGUGUCAAUGUCACUCCUUUUAUUCUGUAGCGGAAAUUGCAGAAAGUGAAAUGGAUUACCUUGGCAAGACAGUAAAAAUGCUCACCUUUUCCCAUCUAUUGUGAUCAUUGGUUGGCAACAGUUGAGGAGUUAUAUCUAACCCUUAUCUUUCAGAAUGUAUUAAUGUCAUUGAUGGAUCUGGCAAAAUGUGGCAGAUGAACAAAGGAUUACCAAGAUAGUAAAGGCCAGAUUGCAUACUACUGAAACUCUCAUUAUGUCACUGUCAUUAUAUCAUUGCUGAGGGCAAAGCUUGGCAAUCAGAGGAAGAGAGUCCUUUGGUUUGAAUAUCAAUUCUUCCAGGGUGUGAAUAUAUUAAUUAUUAUAAUAUGCACAGUAGUUUAGGAACCAAGCCAAACGCUUUUAUAGAACAAGAAUUUAGGAGAAAGGGGUGUUAGAAAAUUCUCACUGCCCAUUUUUCAAAGCAUAUGUAAUAUAUACAGUACAUAUACUGAUAAAUUAGGACUUAAAACAAUAAUUAUAUUACAGUUCAGCAUGUCAUAGAGCCACAAUCCAACAUGUUUCACAGCUUGCUAGAAACAGCCAUUAAUUUGACUUGAAUUGAAAAGCUUUAUUAAAAUAUCUUACUUUGUGAUUAGUUGCCAAAAUUGUACCUACACAGUAAUACCUACUGGGUGAGUUAGCUAAAGUGAUGGUGAUACCUGUAGUAUGAAAAUAUUGAUACAAAUGAAGAUGUUAACAUUGUUCCAAGCAGAUAAACUAGCACACUGAGCCAAAGUUGCUACUCAGGUGUGCAACUUUCAACCACUUUUCUAGCUAAGUGAAAAAAGUAGUAUAUUAUGUGGUACUAGUAGUAUCUUAUGCUACCCAAUCUUUGUAUCACUGUAAAGAUAAAUGAAGACCAAUUUGUGCCUCCUGUCUUCGUUUUAAGAUCCUAAUAAACAAAUGGAGUUAUAGUUCUGUGCAAUUUGCAUUGCAUAAGAUCAUUAAUUUCAUUAGGCCUUAUUUGCAAAUGAAGAUGAGUGAUCUUCCUCAAUGAAAGCAAAUGUUAUUGACUGUCAGUGGCUCUUGGCUUGCUGUAAUAACAGUCAACAGAAAUUGCUCUGUAAAUUAGGCAAAUAGAAUAUUUAUUAAUCCCUCCCAUUGACAGAAUAUCAUGGUCCUACCAGGAAAUAACCAAGAAUCCUAAAAUAUAAAGUGAGGCUGGCUUUCUCUCUGCUCCGAACAAUCUCUUUUAAUCAUUUUUACAUAGGCAGCCCCAUGUUCUGUAGUUGAGUCAGGGAGCUUAAAUUAGUAAGUAUGUGGGUUUCCUG
Thamnophis sirtalis is the source of this 5515-nucleotide messenger RNA. Lineage: Eukaryota; Metazoa; Chordata; Lepidosauria; Squamata; Natricidae. The record is from RefSeq and is a predicted model, not a curated record.